Molecule: messenger RNA, 4704 nt
Organism: Cygnus olor (mute swan)
Lineage: Eukaryota; Metazoa; Chordata; Aves; Anseriformes; Anatidae
Gene: TMEM158
Product: transmembrane protein 158
Exons: 1
Coding region: 233-1189 (318 amino acids)
Molecular function (GO): peptide binding
Source: RefSeq, a predicted model, not a curated record
CGGGGAGGGGGAGCCGCUGCCGUCACCGAGGCUCCCGGCUCGCUCGCCCCGCCGCCGCGGCAGCCCCAGCCCCGCUCCCACCCCCUCGCCUGCCCCCACCCUUCUUCCCUCUCCGUCUCUCUCUCUGUCGGCGAGAGCGGUGUGCUGCUCUUCCCAGAUGGCAGCCGGCAGCGCCAUGCAGCCUCCCGCUCCUCCUCCUCCUCGCCCUCCUCUCCGGCUCUAAGUCAAUGCCAUGCUGCCGCUGCUCCUCCCGGCACUGCUGGCCGCCUGCCUGCCACCCUGCCAGGGCUGGAGCCCCUCGGCGGCUGCCGGCGGGCAGGAGGAGCAGGAGCAAGAGCUCUUCUUGCCCCCCGCCAACUCCUCCUCCCGCUCCUUGGCCGGCCUCGAGAUGGACCUCGACGGGGCAACGAGCAAGGAGGAAGGCAGCACCGCCAGCCCGGGCACGCCGGCUGCCGCUAGCCAAGAGCCUUUCCCUUCUGCUCCCACCUCCUCCGGGCAGCAGCAACAGCAGCAGCAUCAGCGGCCCCAGCCGCAGGGGCAGCCGCAGCCCGCCGAGGACCCGCACUGCAAUAUCAGCGUGCAGCGGCAGAUGCUGAGCUCGCUGCUGGUGCGCUGGAGCCGCCCGCUGGGCAUCCAGUGCGACCUCCUGCUCUUCUCCACCAACAGCCACGGGCGGGCCUUCUUCUCCGCCGCCUUCCACCGCGUGGGGCCGCCGCUGCUCAUCGAGCACCUGGGGCUGGCGGCCGGCGGCGCCCAGCAGGACUUGCGCCUCUGCGUGGGCUGCAGCUGGGUGCGGGGCAGGAGGGUCGGGCGGCUGCGGGGCGCCGCGCCUCAGCCCCCUGCCGCCUCCUCUUCAUCCUCCUCCUCAUCAUCCUCCUCCUCCUCCUCCUCGUCGCUCUCCUACCCGCCGGCGGCGGAGCCCGGCCAGUACUGGCUGCAGGGCGAGCCGCUGAAUUUCUGCUGCCUGGAUUUCAGCCUGGAGGAGCUGAAGGGAGAGCCGGGCUGGCGGAUGAACCGUAAGCCCAUCGAGUCCACCCUGGUGGCUUGUUUCAUGACUCUGGUCAUCAUCGUGUGGAGCGUGGCCGCCCUCAUCUGGCCGGUGCCCAUCAUCGCCGGCUUCCUGCCCAACGGCAUGGAGCAGCGCCGCAGCACCAGCACCGCCGCCACCGCCGCCGCCGCCGCCAAGUAGCCUCGCCCGGCGUCCCCUUCCCUCCCUCGUCGUGUGCUGCCGAGGGGCGCGGGCGGCCGCCCCCCGCCGGGCCGGGCUGUGUCGCGCUGCCCCUGCCGUGUUUUUUAUGUUUUAAGGCGUCUUAAAGGUGUGCUGCGGGGCGCGAACGGCCGUUGGGCGCGAGCGACCGUUGGGCGCGAACGGCCGUUGGGCACCGGCCGUUGGGCGCCGGCCGGCUGUUGGGCGCCAACGGGCCCCACCUGAGGGGAGCGGCUCCUCCGCGCCCCUCGGCCCCGCCGCCGGAGACGACCAGAUCCUGUGUGCUCGUUUUCUACCUUUAAUACCCGUUUUAAACGAACCUUUUAGUAAAAAAGAAAGAAAAAAAAAAAGCCCCCCCCCAAAAAAAAAAAAAAAAUUUAAACGUGGAAAACAAAAUACCCACCCGUUCAACCGCAUUCGUUGUAGUCAGCAGCUUUUUUGUAUAUGAAUACAGUCCGAGCGAGUUUUUUCUUUAUUUACAAAAAAUAAGUCUCUUUUUGGCGGGAUCUAGAACUGAAACAGUCUGUAUAUUGUAAUUGCCGAAGUUGAACUUUAACGAACCUUUUACACUGUAUUUACACUGUUGAGAUAGUGUGUGAUUAUUAUUGUAGCUCCACGUUACUUGGCUUUUAAUACAGAGGUUUUCUUUCUGGAGCCUCCUUAGCCUUUUGUGGGUCUGUUUCUGCCAGUCUGGACAGGAGGGUUCAGCCGACCUCCCCAUCUCCAAGCUGGCCACGAAGCUCGUCUUUCCCUGUGAGAGGAUGUUACCGGGGUUGUUGGAGGAAAAGGGGAAUGACAAACCCUUCCCAAAUGGUGUUUGUUCUAUUCUUGCAGUAGAUUUAAGUCUGUAUGCCUGUCUGGGAUGGGGUGAGGUGGGAUGGAGAACAUCUGCAUCCUCAAAAGGUGUUUGCUUAGCACAGCUCCAGGACUAUGGCUUUCUUGUUGGUUUGAGGUCGGGUGGCUCCGAUCCUGGGAAUAUCAGGCCUGCUCUUUGAGAUGUAUUAAAAGGAGCACAGUGGCGAUUUUCUGACUUCCACAAGAACAUUCCUCAAAAACAGCUCAGCCCCAGCAUAUUUGUUGAAGACGUGGUAAUACUGUACCGCUUUUUCAUCUACAAGUCCAUAGGGCUGCUCACAGGUUGCCUGUGGGGUGGAGAGAGGGGAGGAACUGCAAGUCCACAGCUAGAUUACAGCUGCCACUGUGCAAGUGAGCAAGAAAGAAAGGUUUGCAAGAUUUCUUCUUUCCUGUCCAAGCAGACAGUUGCAUAGCCUGAAAUACCACUCAGUGUAUCCUUGCAACUCUUUAGCCUUAUAAGAAGUUGUUUCUUUUGCCUUAGACACUAUUAGUCCAGCUGAAGUUUCUGAAACCAAAAUGUAAGCUAAGUGAGAAAGGUUUGCAAUAGGAAUUCUCAUUCCUUUGUCAACAUCAAUGUAUUUAAUUUGUUAGGAACACGUAAACUCACUUGAAGGCUAAUUUGAUGUAUUUGUAAUGUUGUUUUGUUCCCCAUGUUUUGGUGGAAAUGACUGGAUGAAAGGUCUGGAAAGAUUAAAUUUUUAGGAUUCUGUAGCUCAAGGACUUUUUUCUUAUUCUUUUUUUAUUUGAGAACCAAAUAAAAAAAUGCAUGCUCUAUGUGUAUACUGUCUGGAAGAAAACACAGACAGAAACAGAUUGGUAAACAGCAUAAAUAAAUUAAAUCAAGAUUUUAAAAUCUUCCAUGUUACUGGGCUGCCUUUACAUCCACUUUUUCUCUUGUUGAUCGUAACGGGUGUUCACUUGAGUAAAUGUUGCAUUGGGUUGUUUUCGGGAAGGAGAGUCCAGUCACCACGAGAAGUACGCAUUUGACCUGUUGAUCUGAAGGGCACGUUCCCUUGUGUGCUUCGUUUGCGGAGCCCUGCUUUUCUUUCCGCGACGUGAGAAGUGGAUUGUUAUUUCCGCCUUGUGAGAAUUGUUUUGCACAGAAACACAACGUGCUAGAGAGCGAUUAUUUGCCUACAAUGCCCCGUGUGAGGGGGAAGCCCUUUCAUACUGAAAGGCAAGGGUACAGAGAAACAUAAAGGCGAUGUUAACACCCUCCCAAAAGAAAGAUGCUCUGUAUAUAAGAUAACCCUCAGAAGGGUUGCCACGCCAGGAGAGCAUUUCUGGUUAACAAGGUGCAUUUAGGCAGAGAGUUAACAACUCCUGCUGAAGUUUUGCUGCUUCUCUAAUGUGCGGUGCAUAGUAUUCGCUGGGGUCCAGGGCAUCUGUGCCUGUGCUGAGGGUUGUGAUCUCAUUCUUGCUUAUCCUAGUUUCACCAGUGACGUGCUGUUGUUGUUGUUUUUUGUUUGAUUUUUUUUUUUUUUUUUUUUUUUAAUUGCACCACCAUAAGCAAGGGAAUGAUGUUGCAGUCGGAAGCAGGCAGCUUCAGUUUUUAAAGGCUUUUUAUUUGCCGUUCUUAGACACCUACCAAGAACCCUAAACCUGGUAUAACACGGUUUGGGGUGUGUCUUCAAACUUCUACCGACAUCAGCUUGAAUACAAACCGUGUAAAUAGGCAAUGCCGUAUUCGGGAUAUUUUGCUGCUAAAGGAAAGAAAAACCCAAAAGGCAAAUCUUGUCCAGAAUACAAAAACUGCACCAUGUUCAGGGAGUGCUGAUCUCAGAAGCAAAGUGCAAAGAGCACUUCCCAGUUAAAAGAAGGUGUUUCUGUAGAUUGUCACAGAAGGGGUGAGCACAUCCCCUUCACAGAGAGAGGACAGUCAGCGUUUCUGCCCCACAGAAAGGACUUCACAGCACAGUGGAGGGUGCAGAGGCUGCCUCCUGUACAGGGUUUAGCCUGGUGUCUCCCAGCCCACAGGUUAUGGUGAGGCGGCAGCAGGGUUUCUCCUGUGAAGAAGAGAGGUGCACAGAUUGGCACCCACAGCUGUUCUGGAUUCUCGGUGGCCCAGAUGUACAGGGAGGUGCCUCUCAGCUGCCACGGGCUGGAGCGGUCACUGUGGAAUGGCGCUGUACAGACCAUCCGCCUUCUUCGGGCACUGUCACGUCUGCUCGAGCGUCAGUAACCCUGCUUCCCAAGCCGUGGCUGCUACUGCGGCUCUAUGUAACCGAUAAUUUUGGGUGACAAAAGGCGGUGUCCUUUCUCACGCAACUUUCCCCCACAUCCAUGGGGAUUUGGGCUAGAUUAAACCCAGAAGAUUCAAGCUCAGAGUGAUGUGAAAUGAUGCAACUCCAUGCGAGCCGGUUUCAGAUUCUGACUCCAGACACCAAAGUGUCUGUAUUUAUUUUCUCUUUCACUGGCAGUGGAGCUCUAUUGUCUUUUUACAGUGUGUGUGUGUGUGUGUGUGAUUCUUAGCCAUUUUUUAUUCCUUUGGAUUUAUUUUUAAAACCAGUUGGUAGCAGGGUCAGCAUCAGAGCAGGAUUAGUCAUCCGUAUAUACUCCUUCAUAUACUCAGGAAGGGUAUGUAUGUACAUAUGUACACAUAUAUAUAUAUACAAGAGGACUUACUGUGUACAAAAGAAGGU